Rotaria sp. Silwood1 is the source of this 378-nucleotide messenger RNA. The record is from the annotation of a GenBank genome assembly. Lineage: Eukaryota; Metazoa; Rotifera; Eurotatoria; Philodinida; Philodinidae.
AUGACUUGUUGCUUUCCGGAAUUAAAUCCAUCAAUAUCAGAUCUUUCACCAACUACAACAGAUUUACAAUUGAUAAAUGACUUGAAAGAAUAUAAUUCUGGAAGAAAUGGAGGUUUAAACACUGAUAAAACUCGUAAAAAACCUCUAUCUUUGGUUGAUAAAGUUUAUGUUGCUAUAUAUGAUUAUGAUGCACGUACAGAUGAAGAUCUUACAUUUUGGGUUGGAGAUUUGUUAACUGUUCUUGAUGAUAGAUGGUUUCAUGGACAUGUACUGCGAAAAGAAGCUGAACAUCUUUUAUUAAAUCGAGUAAAUUCACGUGGAACAUUUCUUGUUCAAUAUUCCGAAUAUACUUCUAAUUUAUUUUAUAUUUAUAUUUGA